Molecule: messenger RNA, 2026 nt
Organism: Arabidopsis lyrata subsp. lyrata
Lineage: Eukaryota; Viridiplantae; Streptophyta; Magnoliopsida; Brassicales; Brassicaceae
Product: histone deacetylase 7
Exons: 5
Coding region: 446-1657 (403 amino acids)
Molecular function (GO): histone deacetylase activity
Source: RefSeq, a predicted model, not a curated record
UCUACACAAAUUUUUCCAUGUGAAUGAAUCGUGUGUUUUUUGUUCCCUGUUAAAAGUAAUUGAAGAAUUAUUAUGUCCAAUGAACGACGGUUUUAUAUAGUUCUUAUGCAUUUUUUAUAUUUUUGUAAGCAUAAUCUUGAUAAUUGAUCUCCUAAUUUAUUUGAGCUUUUGGAUUUAUAGCAUGACUAGGAAUUGAUUAGUGAGAAUUAAGUUUUUAAGCGGUUAGAUGUAACCGAUCAAUCAACAAAAGUAGUUACGAGCAUUUUAUUUAGAGAUUAAUAUAAUUUAAUUUUCCUAUCUUGUUUCUUUAUUUUUUCUCUAUUUAACCACUAAAAUGUUUUCUAUCUUUUACUGAUCCUAACCGCAUCAAAAAAUUUCAUAACCGCGAAAAUCAAAUCUCUCUUCUUGGCGGAAAAAAAGAAAACGGCAGAGAAAGAGAAAGAAAAUGGAAAAUACGGCGAGCUUAGUGACGGGUCCCGACGGACGAAAACGGCGAGUGAGCUACUUCUUCGAGCCAGAGAUUGGCCAACCAACGGAUCCCUUUCCGAGCCAUAUGGCGCACAAGCUCGUCCUCACAUAUGGCCUCGACCGCCACAUGGAAAUCAGCCGCCCAUAUCUCGCCGGCGUUUUCGAUUUCACACAAUUCCACUCACCGGAGUAUAUCCAAUUCCUCGCCUCCCUUACGCCGAUGAAUUUAAAGGAUCCUUCCGUCUCGCUUAACAAAAGUCGCUUCUUCGACCUAGAUGUGAACCGGCACACAAACAGUACUAUCUUCAACGGCCUCUUCGAUUAUUGCCGCGCCUCUGCUGGUGGUUCUUUAAGCGCCGCCGUCAAAUUGAACCGUCGGGAAGCCGAUAUUGCUAUCAAUUGGGCCGGUGGGAUGCACCGUGCCAAGCGUGAUCGUGCUUCUGGCUUUAGCUUCGUCAAUGACGUUGUGCUUGCGAUUGCCGAGUUGCUCAAGGUUUUCAAGCGAGUUCUCUACAUAGAUAUUGGCUUCCGUCAUGGGGAUGCAGUGGAAGAAGCAUUUUACAAUACGGAUAGAGUUAUGACUGUUUCUUUCCACACAUAUACGGACACACCUUUCCCAAGAGACGGAGACAGAAGGGAGUUGUAUUCUCUAAAAGCACCAUUAAAGAAUGGGCUCAAAGAUAAAAGUCUUCGCAACUUGUUCAGACCUGUUAUCAACAAGGCAAUGCAAGUUUAUCAGCCAGAAGUUGUUGUUCUUCAGUGUGGUGCUGAUUCAUUAGCUGGUGAUUUUACAUUCAACUUGAAAGUCAAGGGUCACGGUGCUUGUCUCGAGUACAUAAGAUCUUUUAAUGUUCCUCUCAUGGUCUUGGGUGGUGGUGGUUCUACUUUUCGACAUGUUGCUCGUUGCUGGUGCUAUGAGACAGCGAUUGCGGUUGGGGUUGGGGAACAACUUGAAGAAGAACUCAAAGUCAAUGAGUUUCAUUAUAAGCCAAACUUCCAGCCGGAUUUUAACACAGCAAGAGAUAUUGAGAUUAUAAGGAAUGGUUUACUACGGCAACUUUCACAGCUAAUACACGUACCAAGUGUACAGUUUCAAGACACUCCACCAAUCAGUGAAGCUACAGAACCGGCGGAAGUGGACAUGGAGAAGAGACAAGUUAUACAAAAUUUGAGGCGAUCCAAGCUAUGAAUCAGAGACUCUGACGAGGAUUGGCAUUUAUACAGAUAAGGCCAAUGGGUAAUGUGUCAUAGGAGACGGAUUCUUCAUACUUAGUUUCACCUUUUUGUGAGUUGUUUUACAAACAUGUACUUAAAAAAAAAAGAACGAGAGGUGUAAAGAAAUCAACACUUUGUGUAAGCGUGAUUACAGAAACUGUCAAAUAUUAUAGGAAAUUCAAACAACAGAUUGUUGUUGUCAAAAGUCUUCAAAACAUCAUCUAAGUUUUAGUGUAUUCCUUGCUGUGAAGAGGAAAACAGAGUUCCACUUUCAUUUUGUUACCCUGUAACAUGUUAGAAUUACUAUAUAAGUUGUCGGUUGGAAACUAUAGAAUUACUAUCA